Molecule: messenger RNA, 1935 nt
Organism: Aureobasidium vineae
Lineage: Eukaryota; Fungi; Ascomycota; Dothideomycetes; Dothideales; Saccotheciaceae
Source: the annotation of a GenBank genome assembly
UGGGGCCGUCGACUUUUUGCCUGUCAUCUGUCAUCCCCUCCACAACACAUCAACAUGUCGAACCCGGAGCUCGCAUCUAAGAAGAGAAAGAGAAAGCACGGCGCUGCUAAGCCCGCCGACGCACCCGCNCCCGUCGUCACCAAAGAGACCAUCGUCGUCCAGCAUGCUGAAGUGAAGCCCCGCAAGAAGACCAAGACGGCAGAAGCAAGAGCAAAGGAUGUCGAGAAGGAGGAGGAGGAUGUGAAUGAAGAGUUGCGCGAGGCCGCAGCAGAGUCUGCAGUUGCCAACGUCAGCGACGAGGCAGCCUCUGACGACGAGGACGAGGCAGAAGAGAACAUGGAUGAUGCAGAGGAAGACAAGCAGGACAUUGGCGAGCCUUCAGAUCUACCCUCGGCGCUUGGAGUCUCGCUGCCUGGACAGGAUGCGCUGCCCGAAAAGUUCACCGACAUCAACCUUUCUGAGAAGACGCUCAAGGCGCUCGCCGACAUGAAGUUUGAGAAUAUGACCGAGAUUCAAGCAAGAGGUAUCCCGCCGCUUCUUGCCGGAAAGGAUGUGCUGGGUGCUGCAAAGACUGGUUCGGGCAAGACUCUGGCUUUCCUGAUUCCCGCCAUCGAGAUGCUGCACUCACUCAAGUUCAAGCCCAGAAACGGAACCGGUGUCAUUGUCGUCUCUCCCACCCGUGAACUCGCUCUCCAGAUCUUUGGUGUUGCCCGUGAACUCAUGGCGCACCACUCGCAAACAUUCGGUAUCGUCAUUGGAGGAGCGAACCGCCGCGCCGAGGCCGAGAAGCUGGUCAAGGGUGUCAAUUUGCUCAUUGCUACACCCGGACGUCUGCUUGAUCACCUGCAAAACACCCAGGGCUUUGUCUACAAGAACAUCAAGGCGCUGAUCAUCGACGAAGCCGACCGUAUCCUCGAAGUUGGUUUCGAAGACGAAAUGCGCCAGAUCAUCAAGAUUCUGCCCAAGGACGAGAGACAGACGAUGCUUUUCUCGGCCACCCAGACGACAAAGGUCGAGGAUCUUGCCAGAAUCUCGCUGCGACCUGGUCCUCUCUACAUCAACGUCGACCACAGGAAAGAGCACAGUACCGUCGAGGGCUUGGAGCAGGGCUUCAUCGUCUGCCAGCCCGACAUGCGUUUCCGUCUGCUAUUCACUUUCCUCAAGAAACACCCCAAGAAGAAGAUCAUCGUCUUCUUCUCGUCAUGCAACUGUGUCAAGUACUACGCCGAACUGCUCAACUACAUCGACCUGCCCGUCCUGGAUCUCCACGGCAAGCAAAAGCAACAGAAGCGCACCAACACUUUCUUCGAAUUCUGCAAUGCCAAGCAGGGCACUCUGAUCUGUACUGAUGUUGCAGCCCGUGGUCUUGAUAUCCCUGCCGUUGACUGGAUCGUGCAAUUCGACCCUCCGGAUGACCCAAGAGAUUACAUUCACCGUGUCGGUCGUACCGCCAGAGGCGCCAACACCAAGGGCAAGAGUUUGAUGUUCUUGCAGCCCAACGAAGUCGGUUUCCUGAAGCACCUCGAGGAGGCUCGUGUGCCUCUGACCGAGUUUGAGAUGCCCGAGAAGAAGGUGCUGAACAUCCAGAGCCAGCUGGAGAUGCUGAUUGGCAAAAACUACUACUUGAACAAGGUAAGAUCUAUUUGUGUUCUGAUGUUGAUGAGUAUAGUGCUAACAUUGAACUUCUACAGNUCGGCCAAGGAUGGUUACCGCUCAUAUCUCCAGGCAUAUGCAUCGCACUCUCUGCGCUCAGUCUUCAAUGUCAACGAACUCGAUCUCGUCAAGGUGGCUAAGAGUUUCGGUUUUAACACACCGCCGCGUGUGGACAUGCAGUUGGGAUCAAGCAUGAAGAUGGACAAGAAGCAAGGUGCUCGUCGCGCAUACGGCAGUCAACCAAGACAAGGUGGAAACUACAAGCGCCAACGCCAGGACUAG